ACAGAACCUAGCCUACUUUAGGUUUUGUGUAUAAAAAAAAGAAGGAAAAAGACGUGUGCAGUGCAGAGUAAAAUCUUUCCAAUAAUUUAUUGAAUUUAUUAAAAAAUGGAUAUUAAACUGGAGAAAGAAGAUUUAGAUUUGUCCAUUGUAAAAGAAGAAUGUACUGUCCAAGAGGGUAGUUCUUCUGAUGCUAAUAAUCAGGAUGUUCGAGUGCAAGGCUCGAAACAGAUGAAUCCUUGUGCACCGGCAAAUCCUGAAUCAGAAUUUACGCUAAUGUAUGCAUGUCCUUACUGCACCAGAGUCUUCACAGCGAUGUUCUAUUAUGAACGACACCUUUUCCUAGCCCAUCCCCGUUUAAAUCCUUUUGUAUGCAAACUCUGCAACAAGAGCUUCAAAAAUGAAACUGAUCGCCAAAAUCACGUGUGUCUCGUUAGCGUGCGUAAUUUGAGCAAUAAAAUGAAAUCUAAAAUAUACCCUUGCGAUGACUGCCCUAGGGUAUAUCCAACUAAAGCGCUAGUCAAACAACAUGAUCUUCUGAAGCAUUUGGGAAAACACGUUUGUAUUAAUUGCAAAUUCGUGUUUGAUAAUGCCAAGAAGAAAUAUUUAGAAUAUUUAAAGAAAUGCAGUUGUGGUCCAGAAGAAAAAUCACGAAAAAAUAUAAAAUGCCAUACUUGCGAUAGAACCUUCUGUAGAAUGCAAUCUCUCAAAAAUCACAUAAAGAUUCAUGAAGAACGGAAAUCAAGUGGAUCAACGGUGGAGAAAAAGUCCAAGUUAGCCUAUAAAUGCGACAGGUGUCCUAAGGUUUUCCCCGGAACUCAAGCUUUAAUCGACCAUAUACGCGCAGAACAUAGAGGGUCCCUUCAAUGUCCAAAGUGUACAUUCCGGUUUUACAAGCAGGAUGAACUUAAUAUGCAUUUGGAUUACCAUAAAAAUCUACCAUUUAUAUGCAAGGCCUGCAAUAGACUUUUCAAAUUUAAUGAUAGCUUGAAGAAUCACAUUAAAACAUACCACAAACAACUUUAUAAGAGCGAUGAUAGCUCCGAAAGCGAUUGAUUUACAAAGAUGGAGUAUGCCUCAGAAUAAGGAAAUCUUUUAUUGAUAUAAUUCUCCUAGAAUUGUGAAAGUGUUAUAGCACAACUCUUCUAAACUGGGAAAAGCAUUAUCCAAAUGUAAAUAAAUAUUUAAUCCUAUUAUAAAAA
Phlebotomus papatasi is the source of this 1199-nucleotide messenger RNA. RefSeq names its product zinc finger protein 652-B-like. Gene Ontology annotation, molecular function: RNA polymerase II cis-regulatory region sequence-specific DNA binding; DNA-binding transcription factor activity, RNA polymerase II-specific. The transcript is spliced from 5 exons. The record is from RefSeq and is a predicted model, not a curated record. Lineage: Eukaryota; Metazoa; Arthropoda; Insecta; Diptera; Psychodidae. Bases 106 to 1053 code for a protein of 315 amino acids. Gene Ontology annotation, biological process: regulation of DNA-templated transcription.